AUGAGUGCUCAGGCUUAUUACGAGUUGUAUCGCGGGAGCAGUCUCGGUCUCUCCCUUACCGAUACGCUCGAUGACCUGAUUAACGAGGGCCGCAUCGAACCUCAGCUGGCGAUGAAAAUCCUCUCUACGUUCGACCGCAUCAUCACCGAAGUCCUUGCCGAGAAAGUGCGCGCAAGGCUUACAUUCAAGGGCCAUCUUGAUACCUACCGAUUCUGCGACGAAGUGUGGACUUUCCUCAUUAAAGAUGUCAACUUUAAACUGGACAACCAGACAACGGUGUCGGCGGACAAGGUCAAGAUCGUGAGCUGUAAUAGCAAGCGACCCGGAGAGGUUUAG
Aspergillus melleus is the source of this 336-nucleotide messenger RNA. RefSeq names its product transcription initiation factor IIA subunit gamma (gene toa2). The coding region runs from base 1 to 336 and encodes 111 amino acids. NCBI's taxonomy places the organism in Eukaryota, Fungi, Ascomycota, Eurotiomycetes, Eurotiales, Aspergillaceae. Gene Ontology annotation, molecular function: RNA polymerase II general transcription initiation factor activity; TBP-class protein binding. The record is from RefSeq and is a predicted model, not a curated record. Gene Ontology annotation, biological process: transcription initiation at RNA polymerase II promoter; RNA polymerase II preinitiation complex assembly. Gene Ontology annotation, cellular component: transcription factor TFIIA complex. The transcript is spliced from 3 exons.